GGACCGGGACAGAUGGGAGGAGGAGGGCAGGCCACAGCAACCGGACCCGUGAGCUCAGAGACCCACAGCAAAGGCCGCUCCUCUGAAGAGACGCUGCUUCUAAUUCAAUAAACCAGACGGACCUGGAACCACGAGGACCAGCCGCCCGCUUUAAGGAAAGACUUAAGGAUGCAGGACGGGAGGAAUCAGCCGCUCCCCAUCUCUCGGCUGCCGAAGGACCCGGCGGGGGGCGGGGCUUUGGACGGCGACGGGGGGGUGUUUUCCGAGGCGUCCUCCGACGGCGAGCUGUGCCACGACUCGGCGACAGAGCUGGAUUCUGGGGACGGGGACUUCGCGGAUCUCACCGCCUUCCUGAGUGCAGAAGAGAUCCACCGCAGCCUGGACCUGGCCCUGGAGGCCUUUGGCGCCGCGUUGGGGUCCGAAGACCUGGGCCCCGCCUCUAAUCCCACAUGCCAGGAGCGGGUCCCCCAACCCGUCCGCUCCCCACCUCCCGAAGACCUCCACACGCGGCCAAACGUGCAGCACCAGACCAAAGCCCCCACCUCCGCGCCCCCGGAGGUUCCCCCGAACAGACGCCCACACGCGACCACGGAGGCGGCGGCCCCCGUCGGGAAGGCCGCCCGCCCCAAACCCAAAGAGCCGGUCUACAAGCAGGACAAACCGCGGCUGGUUCACGAAGGCCUGGAGCUGAACGACCGGGCCGCCUCCGCCACCGAGUUCUGCAGCCGAGCCGCCACCUUCAUCGAGGAGCUGUCGUCCAUCUUCAAAGGUCCCGCUCGGUCGGAGCAGCAGCAGGCGGAGGAGGAGGAGGACUCCUCCUCGCCCGACAGCGGGUACCGGACCCCGAGGGGUCAGCGCCCGGCGCCCCAGGGCUCGGCCUCCGCUCCCGCCCCCCGGGGCCCCCGCGAGCCGCCGCCGGCGGAGCCGACUCAGCACCCCGGAGGGCCGGCCCCCCUCGGGCCGCUGUCCCCUCCCUGCUUCCUCCACAAGCUGAAGAGUCAGGAGGUGGCGGAGGGCAGCGCCGUUCGGCUGGAGUGCCGAGUCACGGGGAACCCCCCGCCGCUCGUCAGGUGGUUCUGUGAAGGCCGCGAGCUGCACAACUCUCCCGACAUCCAGGUCUGGAGGGACGGCGACCUGCACACGCUGGUGAUCUCCGAGGCGUUCGAGGACGACACGGGACGCUACACCUGCGUGGCCUCCAACAGCAUCGGAGCGGACGACACCUCCGCCGAGGUCUACAUCGAAGGAGCUUCGUCGUCAGACUCCGAGGGAGAAGGAGCCGGGUCCAAGUCCAGAUCGGGAGCCAUGCCUCAAGUUCAGAAGAAGACGACUUCAAUGUCACUGACGAUACGCUCGUCGUCACCCAAGACGUCGGAGGGCGCCGCUCAUCGCUCCACCCUGGUCCAGUGCCUCUCUCAGCCGAUGCAGAACCCGGUGUCGUCACUGUGUGGCGGCGAGCUGUCUGGACCUCCUGUGUUCUCCAAGCUGCUGCAGGACGCCCAGGCCUCCGAGGGCCAGGUGGUGGUUCUGGAGUGCCGGAUCCGAGGAAGCCCUCCUCUGCAGGUCCGAUGGUACCGCCAGGGGGAGGAGAUCCUGGACUCCCCGGAUUUCCGGAUUCUCCAGAAAAAGCCUCGAUCUGCUGCCGAGUCAGAGGAGAUCUGCACCCUGGUGAUAGCCGAGGCCUUUCCGGAGGACGGGGGUCUGUUCUGCUGCACGGCGUCCAACGCGUACGGCUCCGCCAACAGCGCGGCGCGGCUCGCCGUCGCUGCAGCUGAGGACUCCUCCAGUAAUGGCGUGUCUGGUUUAAGCUCUGGGUUUGAGGAUUUGGCAGCAUUCCCCCCUCCACCUCCUCCCCCCCCACCCACAGAGAUCAGCCUCCUGGAGCUGCCACCCAAGAUGCUGCCUCAUCCCGGCGCGUUCCUCCCCCAGGAGGUGGAGUUGUGGCCCGGGGGGUCGUCCCUGCCUCCGGUGGAGAGGGGCUCAGGGGUGGAGGAGCAGGGGAAAGGCUCUUUACCCCCCAAUCCUCCAUCGCCCCCGCCGGGCCCGGGCAGAGCAACCACACCCCCGCCACCACCAAAGGCUGACCCUGGGCCGGACUCGCCCCCCCUCUCUGGGAAGGACGGCCCUCCGCUGCCAACGAGGCCGAAGCCAAAGCUAGCUGAGAGUGUAGAGGAGGAGACAGACCAUUACAGGAACGCCGUCCAGCUGAAGCUGCUGCAGGACCAGGUUCUCCUGGAGCGACAGGAAGUGGCCGACUGGCAGGACCAGCGGAGCAAGGAAGUCCCGCCUCCGCCUCAGCAAGCGCCUCCUCCCGCUCCGCCGUCCCCGCCCCUCCCGCCGCCCCCCUCCUUCCAGGAGCUGGAGAGCAGCGCCGCCAUGCAGGCCAGCACCUUCAACUACGCCCGCCCCAAGCAGUUCAUCGCCGCCCAGGGCCCCGGCAGGGCGGGCUACGUCACCCAGUCCUCCGGCUCCUCCGGGUCGGGGCUGUCCUCCCCGCUGUCCCCCCCCACCUCCCACAAGCCCUUCGGCAGGGUCACCGUGCCCCCCUUCGCCAAGGCCGGCAGCGUGGAGUCUCCCACCUCCCCUUCCUUCCCGCCUCCUCCUCCGCCCUUCCUCAGCUCCGGUAACCUGUCCUCCCCGUCGGGCCCCGCCCAGGACUUCCCUCCUCCGCCGCCUCCUCCGCCUCCGCCCGCCCCCAUGUCUCCGGCCCCCUCGGAUGUGUCCUCGCCCUUCUCCUCCGUCCCGCCGUCCCCGGCCUCCAGCUUCCUGUCCUCCAUGUUGCCCUCCGCGCCGUCCUUGCCCGGCGGCCCCCCAGUCAACGCGCUGGGCCUCCCGAGGGGCAACGGGACCAUCAAAGCGUUCCCCAGGAAGUCCUCCGUCACCCGGACGCCGCGCGCCGCCUCCGACUCCGACAUCCAAGGCUCCAAGGACGCCGUCAUCCAGGACCUGGAGAGGAAGCUGCGCUUCAAAGAGGAGCGCAUGAGUAACGGCCAACAGAAGUUAACCUAUGAGGAGAAGAUGGCGCGCAGACUGCUGGGGGCCGACAACGCCGCCACGGUCUUAAACACUCAGGAGCCGGAGGAGGAGCCGAUCACUCAGGAGUACAAAGUGUCGAGCUUCGAGCAGCGUCUGAUCAGCGAGAUCGAGUUUCGCCUGGAGCGCUCCCCGGUGGAGGAGUCCGACGACGACGUGACGCACGACGACUCCGAGGGGCGCGGCACGCCGCCGUCCUUCGACCAGAAGCUCAAACACUACAAGGUCUUUGAGGGCAUGUCGGUCACCUUCUCCUGCAAAGUGCACGGGGACCCCAACCGAAGGUGGGUGAGAGGACCUCUCGUCUACUGGUUCAAAGACGGCAAGCAGAUCUCCAAGAGGAGCGAGCACUACCGGAUCAGCCGCGAGGCCGACGGGACCUGCUCCCUGCACACGGCCGCCGCCUCGCUGGACGACGACGGCAACUACACCGUCAUGGCGGGAAACCCCGAGGGCAGGGUGAGCUGCACCGGCAGGAUGAUGGUCCAGGCCGUGAACCAGCGAGGCCGGAGCCCCCGCUCCGCCCCCGGACACAUGCGCAGGCCUCGGUCCAGGUCCAGGGACAGCGGCGACGAGAACGACAACAUCCAAGAGCGCCACUUCCGCCCCCACUUCCUGCAGGCGCCCGGUGACCUCAUCGUACAGGAGGGCCGGCUGUGCCGGAUGGACUGCAAGGUGAGCGGCCUUCCCACCCCGGACCUCAUCUGGCAGCUCAACGGGCAGACCAUCCGCCCCGACUCCGCCCACAAGAUGCUGGUGAGGGAAAACGGCGUCCACUCGCUGGUCAUCGAGCCCGUGACCAGCCGCGACGCCGGCAUCUACACCUGCAUCGCCAGCAACCGGGCCGGCCAGAACUCCUUCAACCUGGAGCUCAUCGUCGCAGCCAAAGAGAUGCACAAGGCGCCGUCGUUCGUGGAGAAGCUGCAGAACACGAGCGUCGCCGACGGCCACCCGGUGCGGCUGGAGUGCCGCGUCGCCGGCGUUCCGAACCCGCAGAUCUUCUGGAAGAGGGAGAACGAGUCGUUGACUCACAACACGGACAGAGUCAGCAUGCACCAGGACAACUGCGGCUACCUGUGUAUGAUCAUCCAGCCGGCCACCAAGGAGGACGCCGGCUGGUACACCGUGUCGGCCAAGAACGACGCCGGCAUCGUGUCCAGCACCGCGCGCCUCGACGUGCACGCUCAGUGGCAGCAGCCCAACCUCCCAAAGCCCAAGAAGGUGCGUCCGUCCACCAGCCGCUACGCGGCGCUGACGGAGCGAGGGCUGGACGUGAAGGCGGCGUUCUUCCCCGACUGCAGCCCGCCCCCCGGGGGCCUGGUGGAGAGCGACGACCUGUAGGGACCACGGGGAGGAGGAGGAGGAGGAGGAGGAGGGUCCAUCCCUUAAUAACACCCCCCUCACCCCUCUUCUCAGCAGAGAAACAAACACUUUAAGGGGCGGAGCAACACACGGGACAUUGAACUGGAGGUUUUUUGGGUGGGCGGAGUCCA
Molecule: messenger RNA, 4526 nt
Organism: Pungitius pungitius (ninespine stickleback)
Lineage: Eukaryota; Metazoa; Chordata; Actinopteri; Perciformes; Gasterosteidae
Gene: palld
Product: palladin, cytoskeletal associated protein
Molecular function (GO): protein kinase activity
Source: RefSeq, a predicted model, not a curated record